AUGGCGAGUGGUUUGAAGCGGUUGUCGAGGUUUUUCGCCCCGCUGCGGAAGUUCAAGCCGAAUGCCGAGACAAGCUCGUCAGAGUUACUGACGAAUUACGGCUAUUUGCGCCAGUCGUCGUCCGGUGUGUAUAAUAUGCUGCCUCUGGGGAACCUGGUUCAGUCGAGAAUUGAGUCGAUUAUCAGGAACCGUUUGGACGAGGUCGAUUGUGCCGAGACUAGCUUGUGUACUUUAGCAUCGACCAAGAUUUGGAAAGCGUCGGGAAGAUUGCAGACAGGCACCGAGUUUUUCAUGCUCGAAGAUGGCAAGUAUCUAUUGGCCCCUACUAAUGAGGAGGAAGUGACUUCAAUGGUGGCAGAAUUGUCCAGUUAUAAACAGGUCCCUUUGAGACUGUAUCAGAUUUCUCGUAAAUAUCGAAACGAGAAACGACCUCGUGGAGGUUUAUUAAGGGGACGAGAGUUUACCAUGAAGGAUUUAUAUUCAUUUGAUGAGACUAUGAACGAUGCCAUGACUACUUAUCGGGACAUUCAAGGCGCUUAUAACCGGAUAUUUGAAGAUAUUGGAAUUGAUUUCGAAGUCGCCGAGGCCGAUUCUGGUUCAAUUGGAGGUUCUUUAUCUCAUGAGUACCAUUACGAAUCAGAUGCUGGUGAAGAUCUGGUAGUCAAGUGCACCAGUUCCAGCUGUGAUUACACAGCCAAUACAGAACGAGCUGUGUCGACUGCUGCCGAUACCAGUGUAAAAAUAGGUUUGGCUGAUGCCGCUGUCAAGUUUUAUGCUCUGGAUGAGACUUUGCCGUCGAAAUCAGAGAAGUCACUUACAGUCUAUGCUGCUAUAUUCCCAGCUGGCAGAAGUAUUAAUCCACAUUUGCUGAAGGGCCAUUCUGCAGUCCAAGGGUCAGAAUUGGCUGAAAUCAGUGCUGAUUCUGUCUCCAAAAUGUCAGCUACUAUUCUCCCGCUUAUAGACACACGUGUAGAGUAUGAACUGUCAAAGAACCGUGAACAACUCACCACCAUAAUCACAUCUCUUAUUGAACCUGAUAAUUCCAACCACUCGAAAUAUUCUGUUGUAGAAGCCGUUCAAGCGCCAAUUGUAGAAGUUCAAACUGGUGAGACAUGUCCCUCAUGCCAUUCAGCACCUCUUAAAAUUGUGCCGGCAAUUGAGGUCGGUCACACUUUUUACUUGGGAACCAAGUAUUCAGAACCACUCAAUGCUCGCAUCACCACCCAAUCAACUGGCAAAAUGGAGCCAUUAUACAUGGGCUGCUACGGAAUCGGAGUGUCUCGACUCAUCUCUGCCAUUGCUGAGAAAACUCGAGACAGCGACGGGCUGGCAUGGCCGAAAUCUGUGACACCUUUUGACGCCGUCAUCGUCGCCAACUCUGAAGCCGAUGCUCUCAAAAUCCACCAACACCUGUCAACUCACAACAUUCGUGCCGUAUGGGACGACCGGUCCACACAAUUCGGAGUUCUUCUUGCCAACGCCCGAGCUACUGGCUUCCCUCUCGCCAUAAUCGCUGGCAGAUCCUACACCCAAACCGGCCAACUCGAGAUCCAACUCCGCAACAAACCCGCCAAAUCCCACCCACCAACCCUCGUCUCUCUCGACGACCUCGGCCCCACUGCUCACCACAUGCUCCAAACCUACUCCCCGGCUUGA
This is a messenger RNA of Sugiyamaella lignohabitans, 1656 nucleotides long. It is a transcript of the gene AIM10, whose product is annotated as putative proline--tRNA ligase AIM10. The transcript has a single exon. The record is from RefSeq and is a predicted model, not a curated record. Gene Ontology annotation, biological process: prolyl-tRNA aminoacylation. Gene Ontology annotation, cellular component: cytoplasm; mitochondrion. Bases 1 to 1656 code for a protein of 551 amino acids. Gene Ontology annotation, molecular function: proline-tRNA ligase activity; ATP binding. Lineage: Eukaryota; Fungi; Ascomycota; Dipodascomycetes; Dipodascales; Trichomonascaceae.